Messenger RNA from Fonsecaea multimorphosa CBS 102226, 2754 nucleotides. RefSeq lists its product as uncharacterized. The transcript has a single exon. Gene Ontology annotation, molecular function: protein binding. NCBI's taxonomy places the organism in Eukaryota, Fungi, Ascomycota, Eurotiomycetes, Chaetothyriales, Herpotrichiellaceae. Bases 1 to 2754 code for a protein of 917 amino acids. The record is from RefSeq and is a predicted model, not a curated record.
AUGACCGUCAUGGAUCCGUUUUCUCUCGCCCUGGGUGCUCUUCAGGUAGCUGCUGCCUGUGUUUCAUGCACCAGUACUGUGAUCAAGAUCUACGGGGAUAUCAACUCCAUCGACGCUCGAAUCCGGUCUUUCUGCGAUGAAGUGGCGGCUCUGCGAGCAACUUACGAGGGACUUGAGAAGAGCCUGUCUUCUCCUCCGCUGGCAGAGGCUGUGCGCGUGGCUAAUAAGACCGACGACGGCGCUCAUUUGUGGAAACAAAUCAAAGAUGCACUUGAAGAUUCCAAGAACACCAUGAAGCGAGUAAAUGAGAUCCUUAACCAGAUCCUUAAGCAGACAGGCAAAAUAUCUGGAUUUGUACGUAAGGUGAAGGCUCAUUUACAAGAGAAUCUCCACAAUGGCGAGCUGUCUCGGCUUCGCCAGCGCAUCCAAUUCUUCAAUUCGGCCUUGUCGCUGCCCAUUCAGAUGGUCUGCGUCAUGCUCCAGCUUGAACAAAGAGGAAUAACAAUCGAGCAUCAGACCUCACUGGAUGCGAAACUUAUCGCGCUCGAACGGACCAUGAAGGCGCUCAUCCAAAGUCUCAACUCCCCGUCCCGUCUGCAAACGCUGGGUGGUUCCACAAUUGCUGCUACGGAGACAAUGCAAUCGGGCCAAGAUGAUGGAAUGAAAACUUAUCUUGCCUUUGCCAAACAAUUCUUGAGCACCGCUUCCGCUGCUGCCAGCACGAGAUCUUCGUUGAGUACAAUCUCCCCAGCGAUCGAGCCUGAAGCCCUUUGUGAGGUAUCUAAGAGCCCUUUCAACGAGACGUCACUUCCAACAGAUCGCAGAGAUCGCGUUGAGGGCUGGAUACAACCCCCUUCCCCUUCGACUCUACAGUCAGGCGGUUUCGCUCGACAGGCUUCUAGGUCUGGCAGACGAGAUACAGAAGCUGCCUCCGAGGUUGAGUUCCUGCGAGCCCAAAACCACUUGAAAUUGGGUCAGGAGACUUUUGAAGAAUGCGAAUAUACAAAGGCAGAGCGGCAUUUCCGCAAGGCUCUGGCUUUAAUGGAGCGGCACGAUUUUGAGGGCAGGAUAUCUUUCCAACCUGCAGAGGUUGUUCUUAUGCUAGCUGACUGCUGUCGGCAGCAAGAGAAGCUGGAUCAAGCGAUCGAGUUGCUGGAGCCGGUUGCAGCCUUGCGCAGUGAUAUCUUCCCAGGCGAAUCGAAGCAUCAGACCUGCUCAAGCGAAGCGCAGGCGUUGCCCCAUCCGAUUCCUGACAAACUGCAAUCAUUGGCGGCGAGUCACAUGCUGGGACGUGUGUUUAUCUUAAAGAGCGAUUUCGAUGCCGCGGAGGAACAUGGGCUACGAGCUUUCAUGGAGCGCAGAAAAGAACUCGGGCCGCAGGACGAGAAGACACUAGAGUCUGUGCAGUUGAUUAUCGAUAUCUACCGAGCGCGAGGUGAAGACGGUGACGAAGAGGAAGCCGAAGGUUACGAGGUGUUCCUGUCGCCGCCCGAGAAGGUGACACCCACGCCUUCCACCGAGAAGCUCUUGAGCAAGGUUGAAGUCCUUCAACUCAGUCCAGCGCUAGUAUCACCGGAGCCAACUCCGGCUCCAGAAGUGCAGAACAACCAUCGACCUAACCUCAUGAACCGACUACUGCAUCGCGGUCGUCUUUCUCAGUCAGAUUCAGCUUACUAUCUGCCGUCGGCAGAAUUUCCCAAGCUAUCCAUUUCCAAAUCCACACCAUUGACCAGUCCACAGGAUACUGACUCGGCUAAUCCAUCUGCGUUUCGAGGGUUGAACUCGCCCUCGGAAACGUCCACGUACGAUCGGUCUGGAUCUUUCAAUGACGAUAGCUCAAUAACAAGCCCGGGAAGUGCGAAGCUCGAACGAUCUUCUUCCAGCAAAACUCUUGAGCCAACUUAUCAAGCUAUAGCAGAUCUGUGCAGUGAGAAAAGACUCGAUAAAGCGGCAAAGGUUGCCAUCCAGUAUCUGAAUACCUACCAGUCCAACUAUAUGGUCAUCCGAAAGCCGGAACUCAAGGACAAUAUCCGCAACGGGACUGGGUAUGGACUCGCCAGGACAGGGCGAGGAUACGCACCUCUACAUUUCUUCUGCGAGCUGAAAGAAGAAUAUGCUGAGGAGGUCAAUCUAUUAAUCAAACAUGGUGUGGACGUCAACGCCAUUGCUUUUCAAGCCGGCUAUACCCAGUCAAAUCCUAAAGAUCCUUUCACCGCCCUACAGCACGCCACUGAGAGGGGCUUCUCCACCAUCACAUGUCUGCUCCUGGCAACAAAUGGCAUUAAGACUGACGUGCGCGACCCGGAUGGGUACACACCGCUGAUGGUGGCUUGCAGAAAGGGCCAUCAUAACAUCGUCAAGCAGCUGCUGGAAUUUCCACUGCCAACAGAAUUCCCAGCAACCUGGCAUGGAAAAACACUUCUUCACGACGCUGCGAGACGGUGCGACCCGGUCCUAGUCGAGAUACUGUUGGAACAUACCACUUUCAUCGACGAACGAGAUCGGUUCAGCAAGACGGCGUUGAUGCACGCAGUGGUCAAAGCAGACAUCGCCGAUCGCUCGGAGAAAAGACGUCGGGUUAAGGGCAGGUGUCAGACGGUGCGAAUCUUGCUGGAAGCCGGAGCUGACCCUACACUUCGGGACCACAGCACAAAUAAGACGGUACGAGACUAUGCCGUGGAAGAAGACGACGCCGAGUUGUUGAUGCUGCUGGGCCAGAUACCCAGAGCCGGUAUCAGUGAGCUGGUGGCAUGA